CCCGGUGGGCAGGGCAGACGCCUGAGAGCCGAAGAGCGAGAGUCGCGCGCGCAAGGAUGGCCCGGGCCCGGGUGUCGCUCUGGGCCAUCUGCAUGCUGCGCGUGGCGCUGGCCACUGUGUACUUCCAGGAGGAAUUUCUAGAUGGAGAGCGCUGGAGGAACCGCUGGGUGCAGUCCACCAAUGACUCCCAGUUCGGCCACUUCAGAGUCUCGUCGGGGAAGUUCUAUGGACAUAAAGAGAAAGACAAAGAGUGUUUUGCCCACUUGCAUGUUUGUGCACCAACUGUGUGGUCCCUGCAGAAGUCGGAAGAGAGCAUUGGAUCCCCUGGAACAAGAGUUACAACCUGUUGGGAAUCACCGUGCCUGCAGACAACUCAGAACAGCCGCUUCUAUGCCAUCUCUGCGAGCUUCAAGCCAUUCAGCAACAAAGGGAAGACCCUGGUAAUCCAGUACACAGUGAAGCAUGAGCAGAAGAUGGACUGUGGUGGUGGCUACAUCAAGGUAUUUCCCUCCGACCUGGAUCAGAAGAAUAUGAACGGAAAGUCUCAGUACUACAUCAUGUUUGGACCUGAUAUUUGUGGAUUUGAUAUCAAGAAAGUUCAUGUUAUCUUAUAUUUCAAAAAUCAGUAUCAUUCGAACAAGAAGCCAAUAAGAUGCAAGGUUGAUGGCUUCACCCACCUCUACACCCUGAUUUUAAGGCCAGAUCUUUCUUACGAGGUGAAAGUUGAUGGCCAGUCCAUUGAGUCCGGCAGCAUUGAGUAUGACUGGAACCUGACAUCGCUGAAGAAAGCAGAAACUCCCUCAGCAGAGUCUAGGGACUGGGACCAGGUGGACGGUGGCAGAGCCCAGGACUGGGAAAAGCAUUUUCUGGAUGCGGGUGCCAGCAAGCCAAGCGAUUGGAACAGUGAACUGGAUGGGGACUGGCUGCAAAAGCCACCGUACCAGGAUGGCCUGAAACCUGAGGGCAUCGAUAAAGACGUGUGGCUCCACCGGCAGAUGAAGCCUGCCCACUACCUGACACAGUACGACCUCUCAGAGUUCGAGAACAUCGGUGCCAUUGGUCUGGAGCUGUGGCAGGUGAGAUCUGGAACCAUCUUUGAUAACUUCCUGAUCACGGAUGAUGAAGAGUAUGCAGAGCGGUUUGGCAAGGCCACCUGGGGGGAGACCAAGGGUCCAGAAAAGGAGAUGGAUGCCAUACAGGCCAAAGAAGAAGUGAAAAAAGCCCGCGAGGAGGAUGAGGAGGAGCUGCUGACGGGAAAGUUGCGCAGGCACGACAACCAUUUCAGCAGAUUCCACAGGCAAGGCGAGCUGUAGUCGUCCCCACUCUGCAUGUAGAGGACUGGCCCAGCCUCCACUAAUACACUCUGAAUGUCACACGUC
Arvicola amphibius (Eurasian water vole) is the source of this 1379-nucleotide messenger RNA. It is a transcript of the gene Calr3, whose product is annotated as calreticulin 3. The record is from RefSeq and is a predicted model, not a curated record. The coding region runs from base 57 to 1313 and encodes 418 amino acids. Gene Ontology annotation, biological process: protein folding. Gene Ontology annotation, cellular component: endoplasmic reticulum membrane; endoplasmic reticulum. Lineage: Eukaryota; Metazoa; Chordata; Mammalia; Rodentia; Cricetidae. The transcript is spliced from 10 exons. Gene Ontology annotation, molecular function: calcium ion binding.